AUGGCUUCCCUUCUUGUAAUACUGUUCAUCUCGGGUCUCACCCACUUUUCAUUCACCUCUUCUUCACCAAUUCCUUUUCGCUCAGAAUACGAAAUUAGUCUCCUCUAUGAGGGUUGGCUAGUUAAGCAUAACAAAGUCUAUGAAGACCGGUCAGAGAAAGAGAAGAGGUACGAGAUUUUCAAAGACAACCUUAAGUACAUCGAUGAGCAUAACACCGGCAACCAUACAUUCACUCUUGCUCUCAAUGUGUUUGCGGACAUCACUGUUGAAGAGUAUAGAGCCACUUAUCUUGGCACCUUACCACCACCGCAAGGAUCCAUAGAAAAUGAUGACAAUGAUGAUAAGAAGGUAGUCCCCGAUUCUAUUGACUGGAGGGAAUUGGGAGCUGUUACCCCGGUUAUGCAACAGGGUGGUUGUUUUAGUUGUUGGGCUUUCACGGCAGUGGCAACAGUUGAAGCCAUUAAUCAAAUAGUUACCGGAGAUUUGAUAUCUUUAUCAAAGCAACAACUAGUAGAUUGUGACCAUAAAAGUUGCUCACCAUACUACAUCCAUAAAAGUCUGGAGUAUAUUAAAAAAAAUGGUGGUAUUGAUACAGAGGAGGACUACCCCUACAAAGCUAAGUAUAUUGGGUGUAAUGCAACCAAGGCAAAAAACAUCGCUGUGACAAUUGAUGGUUAUAAAUGGGCACCUCGAAAUAACGAAAAUGGGUUGAAGGCUCAAGUUUCAAAACAACCGGUUGGUGCUGCUGUUGAAGGCUAUGGACGAGAUUUUCAGUUAUAUGGAAAGGGAAUAUUUACAAAAUAUUGUGGAAAAAAACAAGAUCAUGCUGUGACUAUAAUUGGUUAUGGCACUGAUGGAAACACAGAUUAUUGGCUCAUAAAAAAUUCAUGGGGUGAUUUUUGGGGUGAAGCUGGGUAUAUGAGAUUAGAACGAAAUAUACAAGACCGAGCUGGUAAAUGCGGUGUUGCUGAGUGGCCAGUCUAUCCAGUGAAGAACAAGCAUAUCUCGAUUUAAAUUUCUUUGAUUGACCUUUAUGCAUUUCUAGUAUGAUAGAACAGCUUCCCCACCAAUAAAUCCGUUAUUCAAGCUAAUUGCUAUGAUUCAAGGCUGUCUAUACAUGGCACUCAUGUAACAGUUUGAAAUUAGGGUAAAAUAUGUUUGGUUAAUUGAAUUGAUUGAUGUUGAUGUAAUUUGAUCUGAUGUUGGGAAAAUGAUACAUU
This is a messenger RNA of Dioscorea cayenensis subsp. rotundata (Guinea yam), 1220 nucleotides long. Its product is annotated as zingipain-2-like. Lineage: Eukaryota; Viridiplantae; Streptophyta; Magnoliopsida; Dioscoreales; Dioscoreaceae. Gene Ontology annotation, molecular function: cysteine-type endopeptidase activity. The transcript has 4 exons. The coding region runs from base 1 to 1014 and encodes 337 amino acids. The record is from RefSeq and is a predicted model, not a curated record. Gene Ontology annotation, cellular component: lysosome.